AUGUAUCAUUCACAACAGUUACCUUAUAGUUCAAAUUCAGUAUAUGGAUAUCAAGGGUAUCAAACAUAUCAACAGAAUUUGCAAGCACCUUCCGGUUAUGUUCCUGGUGUAGCACAAACUCAACCUUCAGGAUAUGGGCUUCCUCAGAAUAUAUCAAAAAUCGAUUUUAAUGCACCUAUUAUUCAUUUUGGAGCAAAUGCCGAUCAAGUAAAAUCUCAGGCUGCCAUUAUUACAUCUGCACCCGUGCUUAUACCAAGAGUUGCAGUUCCUCGUGAUCCUCCGAAUUUUUUACAGCCGCUUACCGUAGAGCAACAAAUUAAAACAUUAUUCAUUGGUUCUAUUCCUGAUUAUCUGGAUGAUUUUUGGAUUGAUAAAAUGUUGAAGUCUGUUGCAAAGCUGAAAGAAUGGAAAAGAGCUAGUAAUGCUACAGGUUCUUUUCGGAAUUUCGGAUUUGCUGAAUAUGAAGAUUUUGAACAUGUACAAAGGGCAAUUAUAGUUUUAGAAGAUUUGACUAUUCCUUCUUUAAAAAGAGAUAGUGAAGGUUGUAAAAUAAUGGUUGUAGUUGAUCAGAAAACUCGAGACUAUUUAAGUGAAUGGAAUGAAACAAGAGAAAAUAAGAAUCCGCAACGGGAACAGAGUCUUGUUAUGCAAGCUAAAAGUAAUCUUAUUAAAGUUCUUGAAGAUUUUAAGGAUCCUAAUAAACGUGAUUUGAAGAAAGUUUCUUCUGAUGAUAGGUUUAAAGAAAUGCAAACUUCUGAAAAUAAGGAGGGGUCCAAAAUGUUUACUUCAGCACUUAACGUUGAUGAUGAAUUAGAAGAUAUACCUGCUGAACAACGUGAAGCUGUUGCUCGUGAAAUUUCUUCUUUUAGAGAAAGAUCUGCAAGAAGAGAAUAUGAAAAGUUAAAGAGAGAAGAAGAGGUUGAGAGAAGAAAGCUAGAGUUUGAAAGAAUGGCUAAGUUAUCUGUUCCUACAAAACCUGCUUCUCAGAUAAAGAAUUCUGUUAAUCAAAGAAUGAAAAAUGAGAAUUCUCAACUUUUAACAGAUUCUGUUAAUGAUCGUAGGUCUAACCAAAUCAUUAAAGAUUAUCAAAAACCAAUAACAUUUGUAUUAAAAGAAAUUAAUGGUUAUACUCGAAAUCAUGAAGAUGAAUUGGAUAAUACAAGGUCUUGUGAAGAAAUAGAAAAAGAAAGAAAAAAUAAAAAACAAAAAGAGCUUGAAAUUGCAUUUUAUGAAAGAGAAAAAAGGUGGUUAAAUAGAGAAAAGUCUCGAACAUCUGCAUUGGAGCGGGAAAUGAACAGAGAUAAAGAAGAAGUGUCUCGUGAAGCCAAAGAUAGAGAAAUUAUGUCUCGUCGACUUGCUGAAUGGGAUGAUGAUUUAGAGGCUGAAAGGGCUACUGAAGAAUAUUAUAAAGAUAGAUCAUCAUGGUUACGGCAUAGGAUUGUAUUUCGCAGUAGAGAAAUGGAAAUGGAUGCACGUGACCGUAGUUUAGAAGAACGCCAAGAAGCAGAGAAAUCUAAAGUUAAUACUAAUGCUAAUUUUCUUCCUAAAAAGCAUGUUAUAGAACAUACACUUGUCGAGUCUGGAAUUAAUAAAGAUAUUGGACCUAUUAAACUUACUUUUAACUCUUUAAAGAAGCAAAUAGAUGUUCCGAAAAGAGUUGUUUCUGAAGUAGAAAAACUACUGGAAGAUGAUGAUGAUCUUUAUACUAGAAAUAAAAAACGAAUAUUAUUACCUCUUGACUAUGAGGAUGUAGAAACAGUUGAAGAUAAUGAAACUAGGAUUAAAAGAAUUAAAGAUAUUGUUGCAUUUGUUCCAUCUGAAAAAGAAGGGUUAUGGAGCUGGCCAAUUAAAUGGGAUUUGUUAACUAAUUCUAUUAUUGAAGAUAAAAUUCAGCCAUUUGUUGCAAAAAAGAUUGUCGAAUAUGUUGGAGUUCAAGAAGAUGACUUAAUUAAAUUUAUUAUAGAUCAUUUAUUAAAAAGAGGUAGUGCUGAAGAACUUGCAAAGGAGUUAGAAAUGGCUAUGGAUGAAGAAGCUGAAUUGUUUGUUAAUAAAAUAUAUAGAUAUGUCAUUGUUAUAUUAGAAACCAUUAUAUAG
This is a messenger RNA of Pneumocystis jirovecii RU7, 2094 nucleotides long. RefSeq lists its product as uncharacterized. The coding region runs from base 1 to 2094 and encodes 697 amino acids. NCBI's taxonomy places the organism in Eukaryota, Fungi, Ascomycota, Pneumocystomycetes, Pneumocystales, Pneumocystaceae. Gene Ontology annotation, cellular component: spliceosomal complex. Gene Ontology annotation, molecular function: protein binding; mRNA binding. The record is from RefSeq and is a predicted model, not a curated record. Gene Ontology annotation, biological process: mRNA processing. The transcript has 7 exons.